UCAAGCCGGUCUGAGAGUGCUGAGUCCCCCUGCUCGCAAGGAGUCGCUGCGAAGCCGUCGCACCUAGACAGGACGAGGCUCGGAGGCUGCCGGGUGUGGAUCACUGCCUUUUUAUCUCUCCUAUCGGGGCGGCCGGCUGGCUAGCUGGCUGGUUCAUCUCCGCAAUGGCGGUGACGAGGAAGAUCGCAAUUCGCCUGGCAUAUUCGGUGGUUGGGAUGAUCUCGGGGCUGUCGGCCUUCCUCGCCUGGAACUUGGCGCCGAGACUGCGGCAGCCUUACACCGCCUCAGCCGGCGGACUCUCGGGUGUCUUGGCACUCUGGGCCCUAAUCACACAUGUGAUGUAUAUGCAGGACUAUUGGAGAACCUGGUUGAAAGGUCUGAGGUUCUUCAUGUGUGUUGGCAUUUUCUUUGGCAUACUCUCCGUGGUGGGAUUGUGCACAUUCCUGGCCCUGGCCAUCAUAAAGAAACAAUCCUUUACAGAUCCACAGAGCUACUAUCUAUCCUGCAUCUGGAGCAUCCUUUCCCUCAAGUGGGCUUUUCUCCUUGGCUUAUACUCUCAUCGGUACAAGAAGGAGUUUGCUGACAUCAGCAUUCUGAGUGACUUCUGAGAUCCUGAAUGUCCAUUCCAUCAAAGAAAGACCCUGGAGGGUCAAGGAAGGCUAUUGUUCAUCUGAUUGACAGUUGGAGGCAAGGGGUUGGCCAGAAGGCGGCUGAAAGAAACAGACGGCAGGUACCUGGCCUGCUUCUGCAUUUUGUUUGCUGGUCCCAUUAGGAACGCUUCCUAAUUGCUUUUGUCCAGUCAUUCGCCCUUUUGACUAGUUCUAUUUGUCCGUGUGUGCUCGUCAUUCACAAAGACUUUGUUGUUUGAAUGGAUGAUUCAAGAUGUCCAGCAGGACCUGAGUUUUUGUCCCAAGUCUCUAAUGCCUAUGGCCUAUGGCAUUUUUCAUAGUUUUUUUUUUUUUCUCUUUAACGAGAAGCCAACUUUCCCUUUUGGGACAGGAGCAGGGGCAAAGUCUAUGGUCCAGUCUUAUAAAGCAAGGAUUGAUUUGUACGCCUUUCAUACAGAUGUAUUUUUAUAGCUCAAGGUGUGAAUCCAUUUUAAAACAACUUUUUUUAAAAGCAAGCUUUCCUCCCUUUCCUGGUGCUUUGGUGAGGAGGCUUACAAUUGUGCUGCUGGUGUUGGUCAUCACAGUUUAGGGACAAGAAAUGUAUGUUGUGAACAAAACUGUACUCUGCACCUUUUUUUCCUUCUUACCAGUCUUAAAUAGUUAAAAUGGAUGUUUCUUUAAUUUGAGUUAGGCAAAGCUAAAUACUGUUACAAAGGCAUCUGCAGUUUUGAAGAGUGACCACGUGGGUUAAGAAGGAAAACAACAUUCCUAUCCAAACGUUUUCCCUUCCCUCAUAGCUAUCUGGUCAACAUAGGGAGGGACCUGGAGAAUUCCAGAUGUUGUUAAUUACAGCUGCCAAUAGCCUCAGCCAGUGGUGAUAAAUAUCACAGCCUGGGCUUCAGAAAUAUCUGAAGGGCCCCGAGUUCCAUAACGCCAGGCCAUUAUCUACACAACACUUUGCUUUUUUGUGUUUGUGUCUAAAGCUGAUAGUUGUCUGUUUCUUGCAGACUGGGACAAAAAUCGAUAAUUGCCACAAUUAUCUUAUUCUCUGCUUUUUCUUCUGGUUGAAUAGGAAUUCAGUGGUGAAUGAGUUACGCAUGGACUGUUGGCCAAUGAAUUUGGGGUGGUCAUUCCUUCAGUGGAUUCACUUUUUGCAACAUUCCCGGCAUAAACUAAUUUACAAAAAGAAAAAAAAUGCAUUUUGUUUUAGCAGAACACUUAGCUGAAUUAGAUCAAACUUGUAUGAGAUAGAGUUGAAGAAGUGGGAUGGGUACCACAUAUGAGAAUAAAUGGUGAAUUGGGAAUUUCUCACCUGGACAUAUUCUUGCCAUUAUAAUCUCACUUAAAAUGUUUCAGUUGUUAUACAGUGGAUGUGUUUGAAUGGGGGAUGUGUUGCACUGUUCCUCCUUCACCUAUUUCUCCCCAUUUUCCUUAUGCUGACCUGACAAUGGGGUAUGCAAUCCUCCUCUGUCUUUCUGUCCUACUCUAAGAGCCCUUAGCAUUUCCUUGGGGCCAACACUUGUCCUCCAUCCAAAGGAUAGAUUAUUGAGAUUUGGAGUAACCUUAAUUUGAACGCAGAAUUAUAGAGGAUGACCUGUCUUUUAAACUUCUGUAUCUUUACAGAAGACCAGUAUUUCUCAAUCUUGGCAGCUUGAAGAUGUGAGGACUUCAACUCAUGUUGAUUGGGGAAUUCUGGGAGUUGAAGUUCACAGAUCUUGAAGCUCCCAAGGUUGAGAAACACCGGCAUAGACUUUUGUGUAGAAUGAUCUCUAAUCAGGCAGCUGUGGCCAACCCAAUUGAUCCUAAUAUGUCAGGAAACACUGGGGUGCGAACCAAGUGGCUCAUAGUUCCCUUUGGAUUUAUGGGCUAGAAGGCAGAUGUAGAAAUGCUUCGAGUUUAUUUCGACAAACUCCUCAUACUUCAGAUGCCAUCCUAUUUGUCGAAUAUGCCACAUGGUACUUUCAUCAGGUUUGGUGAUCUGCACUUCAGGGAUCAGUUCUUUUGAAAAACACUUCCAACGGCACAAAAGGGAUUGAUACAUGCAGGGACACCAAAUCUUCACAGGCAAUUUAAGACUAUUAGAACAGAUCUAGUUGACCCAAAAUGUCCCCCAUAGAAUGAAGAUACUAAUAGAGUAAAAUAUCACUUACUAAGGAGGUUGUGGUGAAGAAAAAAAAAAGGUAGCCAGCCUGAUGCCAGGCAGUGGAGAAGGUGGGCCUUUGUAUCCAUGCUGUGCUUUUAUGUAAUAACGUUGCAGAAGACCCAAUGGUGAUGCAUACCUUCAUCCACUUUUUUUUUUAAUCUCGCUGUUUCAUGUCUGCUGAAAUUCAAACAGCAGAUUAGGUUUUGUGUUUUGCUUUCUCCAUGUGCAAUAGGUAUGUGACAGGAAAAUGGUUCACCCAGGUGAAGUAUGUUCGCAUGCCAUUUUUCUUAUUAAUAAAAUAAAUCUAAAAAAAA
Messenger RNA from Crotalus tigris (Tiger rattlesnake), 3065 nucleotides. RefSeq names its product solute carrier family 48 member 1 (gene SLC48A1). Gene Ontology annotation, cellular component: plasma membrane; lysosomal membrane. Gene Ontology annotation, molecular function: heme transmembrane transporter activity; heme binding. Gene Ontology annotation, biological process: heme transport. NCBI's taxonomy places the organism in Eukaryota, Metazoa, Chordata, Lepidosauria, Squamata, Viperidae. The transcript is spliced from 3 exons. The record is from RefSeq and is a predicted model, not a curated record. Bases 165 to 608 code for a protein of 147 amino acids.